Nerophis lumbriciformis (worm pipefish) is the source of this 10692-nucleotide messenger RNA. NCBI's taxonomy places the organism in Eukaryota, Metazoa, Chordata, Actinopteri, Syngnathiformes, Syngnathidae. The record is from RefSeq and is a predicted model, not a curated record.
AUGGCAGAAAGACAGGACAAUGAGGUGGAAGAGGCCCAGCACAUCUACCUGCUGAUGAAGGAGGAGUACCGCAUCUCCAGGAAUGUGCGUCUGGCCUGGUUCCUCGGCAAACUCAAACAAGUCAUCCGUCCGGCCUCACAAGCAGAGCUGCUCAACUCGGGCAACGAGUUGGACUUGCUGAGCGUUUUGGCUAAAGGACGGCCGCCGGAUGCCGCCGCCCGGCCCGCCGCGUUGAUGCCGUCGACGCGUGCCACGUUCCUUGCGCGGCGGUAUCGCUUCAUCAUUGAGUUGGAUCUCAGCCCCUCCACGGGGAUCGUGGACGAUAGCACGGGAGAGAUGAUCUUCGACGAAGUUUUCCACGCCUUGUCCAGAUGUCUAGCCGGUUUGGCGCAACCGUUCAAAGUUCCGGGGACGGAGCGGCUCUUCACACCAAAGAUCUUCGUCACCAUCUUGGUCUACUCUUCCAUUCUGGGCCUCACGUCACAUCAGGUUUUGGUGCAAGGGUGUCAGCUGGACCGGAUAGAUCUGAACCAAUUCCUGCAUCAUAUCUACCAGCAGCUCAAAGCGGUGGAGAGCAGCAUUGCCGAUGUUCUCAAUCAGCGCCAUCAAAGUAGCUCCUCGGCGGAGUGCGGUCUCCACGGCAAUGGCGCGGAGGAUCAGCCACCGAAGAGGCAGAGCAUCUCUGUGGUGUCCCCAGACGUCGGUCUGGUCAGCAUGGUGCGUCAGGGCAUCCUGGCCUUGCAACUGCUACCUCCAAACUCCAGCGCCGGUAUCAUCAUUGUCACGGACGGCGUGAUGAGCGUCCCGGACGUAGUGGUGUGCGAAACGCUGCUCAACCAGCUGAGGAGCGCGACCAUCACGUGCUCAUUUGUUCAGGUGGGCGGUCCGUACUCGUACGACUGCAGCUUCGGCUACAUCCCCAAUGUGGAGCUAAUGAAGUUCAUCUCCGUGGCAACCUUCGGAUCCUACCUGGCCAGCUGUCCUCCGACCGAGCCGGACGGCCAGGAUAUGAACGCCUACCACAAGGCCUUCCUCACCUACUCCUUCCUCAAGACCCCCGAGGCCAUCGACACGGACAUCUCCGGCGUGUCCCAGCACAAGCUGUUUAACGAGCACUUGGUCUCGGCGAGCAGUAACCCGGCGCUGGCCGUGCGCAGGAAGAAGCACGCGGAAAAGGAGGUGCACGCUCACUUGAUCAGUGUGGUCUCCGUCCGACUCAGGGAAGGUUACACCAUCCGGGAGAUCGCCCUUACAAAAGGCGGGAGCCAGCUGGAGGUGAAGCUAGUGCUCCUGUGGAAGCACAACAUGCACAUCGAGUACGUGGCGUCGGCUCCGUGGCCGCUGGACCCCGGCAAGCGCGUCACCCGGGUGGAGGUGACCAUGGAGGGCAGCUACGACAUCCUGCACGACAUCAGCUGCACGCAGAGGAAGCCCAUCACCAGCCCCUAUCGCACCUCCGUCAUCCGUCGAUUCUGGAACACGCUGCAGAGUAUCAACCAGACGGAUCAGAUGCUGGUGCACCUUCAGUCCUUCAACUCGCUUCCGGAGAACUACAGCAUCCCGGAGAGCACCAAGAACGGAGUUCCACUCUUCUACAUCCCGCCUGGAUCCAGCACCCCGGUUCUGUCGUUGCAGCACGGCGGCUCGAAAGACUCGUCACAGUCGCAGUUUGCCUCUUACUGGAAGCCCAUCCUCUCCAUGGAUGCUAACUUUUGGCAGCGCUGGCUGCACAUGCACCGCAUCGCCAUCAUCCUCGAACACGACAUGCCGGUGCCCAAGCACGUGCACACGGCGGGCAACAACGGUCGCUACAGCACCAUCCAGUGCCGCAUCUCGCACUCGGCGCUCACCUCGCUGCUGAGGGACUGGAGCAGCUUCGUGCUGGUAGAAGGAUACUCCUACGUCAAACUCAUAUACAGUUCGGCGGAGCAGCCCCCCACCUCCUUCUAUCUGGUCCGUCUCAUCUCCAAGACCCCCUGCAUGGUCCUGCGACUUGGCUUCCCCAUCGGAACGCCUGCGCACGUCCGAAACAAGAUUGUGGACGAGCUCCGCGACCAAAUCCUGAAGUUGCGUUUCCCGCACCGUGUUCAGAGCAAGGAAGCCACGCCCAAAACUAAGAGGAAAGCGACGGGGGGCGCGGCGGCAGCCGGUCAGCCGUCGCCGUCCAAGUCUCCCGCUCUUUCCGCCCCCAAGCAGGCGAUGUCGGACCGGCCGUGCGUGGUGGUCCUCAACAAGCCGCUGGAAAAGCUCCUCAUCAGGUACGAAAAGCUACCUCUGGACUUCAGAACCCCCUUCGCUUUUGGAACUGGGAGCCCGUCUUCCUCGCAACCCUCCGGCAACGUGGCGGCCAACCGCGCCGCCUCGUCCACGUUAGCUUCGCUGUCUCGCUACUUCCUGCACCGUCGCUGGGUUUGGGCGCCGCAAAGUGGACGGGGGCCGGCCGCAGCCACGCAGGCCGUCGCCAACAUCCUAGCCGUGCUGUCCGAAAUCCGCCUGUCGGAGGGUUUUCAUUUUGCCGCCAGCGGAGACGGCAUCGUCAACAUGGUCAUCGAGCUGCCCAUGAAGGGAACGUCACCCGACUGGGAGCGAGAGAAUCACUCUUGCCUGGUGCAGUACAUCCUCUUCCCGCCUCACGCGACCUCCACGAAGGACAGCUUCUCCACGGACGACGACAACGACGCGGACGUGGAGGUGGCAGACGCCGAGGCGGAGCUCCAGCUGGUGACCGAAUGCUGGGUGGAGCCUCAAAGUGGCGUUGUCGCUGACCAAUCAGAACAGCGGCGACAUCUGAGCGGCCUCAGCUACCAGGAAGUGCCUCGGGCCAUCUUCCCCAGAGAUUUAGCUUGCGUGUCCACCCUGAUGACAUUUGAGUACCUGAGUCAGCUGUGUCAAAACAAGGAGCAGGAGUGCCAUGUGCCUGCUGGACUCCAAGACACCACAGGUGAGGAUAUCGUAGCUUCCUUUGCCACUAUUCACAUGGUUCCCUUCCAGUUUGAUCUCAUCCAGCUUCUGCCCAAAUGCCAGCAGGUGGAGCUUUUCUUCCUGACCUUCAGCACAGAGGCGGAGCUUGAAGAACACCCGGGCGGUCCCUGCCUGCCCAACGAGCUGCUCCUGGGCCUCUUCCACAGCAGCCUGGAGCAGGAGCUGAGCGACCGCGAGAUCCCCGUCGUCGGCGAGGACCACGCCGCUUUCGCGCGACACGUCUUGGAGCGCCAACGCGACGGCCACGGCGCUCCAUUCCCGCCGCCCGUCGUUAAAGAGUUUACGAGGCUUCCGGAUAGACUGGAAACCAUGUCGACGUUUCAGUUAACCAGCAGCGUUAAUGAGAUGACUGAAUCCACCGGCACUUUGCAGAGUUUGGCUGACACGGCGUCCGACGAGCCUUCGCCUUGGCCCUGGUCGGCGGGGCAGAGCGCUUCGUCGCCUCGGUGGCGAUGUUACGCCAAGCGAGUCGGCUCCCAGCAAAUCCUGCUCACCUUCCUGCCCGCCACCUUCGCAGACGUUCAAUUGCUGAUGAACUCAGAGGCAGAGCCUUUGAGCCAGGUCAGCACGCAAGAGGACGACACGUUGACACCGGGAAACAAGUCGCCGUGCGGAUCCGCCGGACCGGCCGACACGACGACGUCAGACGGCUGGGAAAGCACCCGGCCCGGGACGCCCGACUCGGAUUUGGGCGAAAAAGUUCACUUCUCGGAGCCGAGGCGGCCCGACGCACACGGCGCCGGGGACCUCCCGGGCCGCCGGCUGUCCCUGCAGAACGCCGGCACGCAGCUCAAGUGUCCCGUCUACGUGUACAAUUGCUGCCUGGAGCUACUCAAGGAGCAGCUGGUCCACCCCGCCGCCAACCGGCAACCCAGAGACGUCUUUUUCAGGUCGCUGUCUCACGACCGCAGCAGCCCGUCGCCUUGGACCGACCUCUUGGCGCAACCUCACAAGCACAAAGAGCUGGCCCACUACUGUGGCCUGCUGCAGGAGCACUACCAGCAGAGUUUCGCCAAAGGAGUCUAUGCGAGCUUGCAGCAGUCGCUCGGCAUCGGUUCCCAGGACGUCCUGAUGGCCAUGGACUACUGCGAGGAGUCCCUGCAGGAGAUCGACAUCACCGCUUUCCUGCAGACUCUGUGCGGACACGUCCGGACGUUUCGGGAGAACGGGACGCCGACCCGGCCCGCCGAAGCGGUCGGGAGGUCCGCCGGCUUUGUGGUGGGCGAGCCCGAAGAGGAAGGACCUGACGUCAGGUCUGUUGUGACCUCCUUGUCCAGUUUGGAACAGGGAGACACCAGCGAAGCGGAGUCCGGGAAGUUCUCCACGUUCCCCCUGGAGUCGCUCCGAACGCAUCCCGCCUGUGACGUGUGUCCGGAAGUGCAAGAAAUCAUUCAGGAAAAAUUCAUGGGAAUCGUCUUCCAGUAUUUCAAACCUGUGCCUUCCAAUCCGCAUUACUUCUUCUACUGCCCACCGUCUUCCAAGACCGAGGAGGACUCCGAAUUGGGCGAGAUGGACGCGAGGCUCGGCGAGGACCCGGUGUCCGAGGCGGAGCAAGCCACUGAGGACGAAACGGCAUCCAACAGCUGCAUCACCACGGAGAGCGACACCGACUUGGUGGUGGAAUAUGAGGAGCGACCCGCUGCCGGCGGCGAGGACCGCUCGCACUCGGACUCCAACACGCUCAAUCAGGAUCAGGACCGAGACCAGGACCAGGACUCCUUCAGCAUCCUGGACGAAGGCGACUCCCUGCUGGAGGUGGAGGCGCCGCAGAUGGACAUGCCGCCACUUUUCCUACACGUCACCUGCUCCGUCAGCGCCAAGAGCUGCCACGGAUCCACGCCCAUCCGCACCUUGCCCACCUGUCUCGGCCAGCUGGUCUCCUGUCUGGAGGACGCCGAGGCUUUAGACGACGUGGACUUGAAGGAGCUGUCGGUCACGCUGGACAUCUUCGUACUGACGCUUCCUCUGGAGAUGGAAGUGGUGGGCGACUUUCAUCACAACCGGUACGCGUCGGAGAGCAGCGUGUCCCUCAACCGUUCUCCGGCACAGCCGUCGUCCUACCGCUCGGAUGAGGAGCUGACAGCCGUGCUGGAGGGACUCAAGGGAGCCGACAUGGACGUGGUUUGCGGUGAACCUUUGUCCAAGUUGCUGCUUCCUCACAAGCUGGCUAUCCUGGCCACCAUGGAUGAAAUCCGCUGGUUGCUGGAAGACGAGAUCGUGUCGGCGCUCCGACGCUCGCGCUCCGUCGGGCUCCCCGCGUUGCUCAAGGUGGCGCAACACGUGGUCCGCUCGGUCGGACGGCCGCACUGUCGCGGCGAGGAUGUCCCGCUGCAGUUUGUCUUCAGGCCCGAGCAGUCGCUGGACAAGUUCAAAGAGGAGUUCUGUCGCAUGGCGCUCCCCGGCUACGUGCUCAACAGCGAGCGCGACGGCUUCUUCUACGUGUCGCUCAGCCGGCUGCAUCCGCACCGGACGCACGUUGGAGAGAGGCUGUCGGAAAACGGCGUCGACCAGGCGCGGUUUCGGGAAGAGUUGCGAUCAGAGGCGGAGUUCAACAACACUUCCGCCCUUUCCGAGAUGGACGGCGACUACGCGCGGAGUUCGGUUAGCCUCCCGCUUCUGAACGAGGCCACCUUGCCCACCGAGAGCUCCUCUUGCGUCAGCCUGGCCGAGUCGACGCAGUCCGCUUCUCACAGCUUCGGCAAGCUGAGACCUAGUCGAGUGCAGAGCUUCGUCUCCAGCCAAGGGAGUUUGGAUUCCGAUAUGCAGGGAUACGACGGCGACAGCAGCGAGUCGGAGUGCGAGAGUCCCGCCAUGGACGAGCAGGAGAGUCAGAGCCCCCUCAUGCCAGACUUCUGGCUCCUGGCCAAGAUCCACCAGGACAGAGUCAAGGUCUACUCGCAUUCCAGGAGCGUGAGUGAGGAAACUGAGCAGGAGAACAGGGAGGACCAGCAGAAGCUGCCCGAAUGUUUACAACUACAUCAGAUGGUGGUCAGGAAGAUUGGGGAACUGUGUCGGAGGGUCAACCAGCACAUGCUACUGCAGGAUCUUCACGACAGUCACGUCUGCAACUCCCUGCUUGUGGCCGAGAGUGAGGAGGACAUCUGGAAGGGCGAGUCGGCGUACAGGCAGCGGAACCGCAACACUUCGGACGAGUACCACGCCGAGGAGAGCUACCCGUCCCGAGAUUACCUCGCCGCCACCAUGCACUUCAUCCCGGGACACUUUGCCUGCGACGUGGUGUGUAGCACCGUCAUCCGCAUCCACCCGAGACUCAAGAUGGGACCGAACAUGGGCGUGUCCAGAGCAAUUCAGGCCUUACGGUCCGUGCUCAACUCCUUCUGCGUGGUCAACAGAAAGAACAUGUUCGUCUACCAGGAGCGCACCACCAAAUCUGUCUUCUACCUCAGACUUUAUGAGACGUCUCUCUCGGGCAAAUACUCGGACGUUGAUGGUGGCUUCCCCGCUUCUCGUUCCCUGAGCCUGGCCAGAAGUCAGGAGCCGUUGUUUUCCGAGGAUCUCAUGGGUUCCAGGUCAUCUUUGGAGGGCUCUCGUCCGGUGGGCCAGGCAGACAAGCACAUCCUGCUGCUGGUGCACGGCGUCGACCGCGCGGGACCCGAGAUCACGGACGACCUGGUGAAGGUUUUGCGCAAGCGUCUGGACGAAACCACGCUGGACAUCAUCACCGUCAUGCUGGUCAGGAACUGCAAGCUGACGCCCGCCGACGUCGAGUUCAUCCAGCCGUCGGGAUCGGCGUCCAGCGAGGUGGUGACCUUCGGCCUACCCGCUUUCUGUCUGCCGUGGCUGUCGGCCGUGUCGCAUUACCUUCGCCAGAACCUGCUCAUUUUCCUGCAUGUGCCCAAGUACACGGACAGCAACACUGCGCACCACUUCAAGCACUGCUUUCAUUCCAAUGCCGACAUGGCAGACGGCGAUAUCUACCUCUACAACAAGCCUGGAGGGCAGGGGACAGGAGGCAAAGGAAUUGCCUGCAUCACUCUGACCUUCCUGGAUGCGGCGGGGCGCCCCCUUCAGGCCGCCGCCGUCCGCGACUGCAGCAAGCAGACGGACAACUGCUCGAGCCCUUUGCAGCCCCGAGACUUUGAGCGCUUGACCACCGUACUGAGAAUCACACCCGACUCUGGAAACGAUGACAAAGAGUCGGCGGCAACGUUACUAGUGCGCUUCGACGUAUGGGAGCAAGGCAACGUCAGCCCGGCGCAGCUGGCCGACAAGCUGCAGGGGGCGCUGCGCCACGCCCUGUGCGACGUGCUCACCGAGAUGACGGUGCUGCCGCACCCGCUCUGCCUGCCCUGCGCCGGCGCCGACGUCCGCAAGGAUCACGUCAAGGUCGCGCCUGAGGCCAAGGAGGUGGCCAAGGACGCUCUGCGGCAGCGUAGCGGCUCGCGGGUUUUCAGAAGCAGCCCUUCGCCCAUCAGUUUCGCACAGGGCGGCGGCAUGACGGGAACCAGCACACCCGAGUCCACCACGCCCACGGGAAAAAGCACACGGAGAAGCUUCUGGGACAUUUUGAGCAAACCCGACUCGUCGGAGCUGGGCAGCCCCAAAACCACGGACGACAUCGUGCCCGAGCGAGGCGAGGAGGGUCGGGCGGCGCGCCGCAGGCACAAGACGGAGAGCGUCAAGCAGCAGUGGUCGCAGGAGAGGCCCGGCGAGCUGGAGCAGGCGCACAGGAAGCAAGCGUACCAGCUGGAGGAAGGCGACGCCGGCGCCCUGCAUCCCAUCUACCAGCUCACCUGCCAGCCCUGGCUGGCCUUCAUGGCCGAGCUGGGCUGCCCGUCCGUUCAGCAGUGCUCGGCCGACGUGGCGUCCCACUUCCUGCUGCCGUCCGUCUUGACCGAGCUGGUCAACCUGGUGACGUCGCUGGCGGGCGACACCGCCGUCAAGGUCUUCGUCAACACCGGCUGCCCUGUAUCAGGCGACAUCUUCGUCCCCUCCACAAGCACGCAAAACCCGGCGCCGCAUCCCCCCGCCACCACUUCGCGCAACUUCAUCCUCAUCGGCAGGAACUUCCAGCAGUGGCACUGCAGCGCCGAGCGAGGUGACCGCUCUUCAGAGGAGGAAAGCGUGAUGCCGCUUAGUAGAUUUACACCUCACAAAGGCCUCCAGCGCUUCGAAGCCUCGGAGCAGCAGCAGCAGCAGGGCGACUCUAGCGGCGGCCUCUCGGGCCAACAGUCGGCCCCCGCUCCCCGCCAGAGGUUCCUCUUCAUCCGCGUACUGGACAAAAAGGUGACGCUGUACAGCUACAACUGGUCGCCGGACCUGGCCGGCUCGCUCAACCGCGAGCUGCUGCGCCUGCUCCGGUGGCAGAACGCCCGAGCCCACGUGCUGCACUGCCUGCUGAGCCAGAAGAUGGGCCUCUUCCACCACCACUGCUUCUCCGACGCGCCGCUCCACCGCGCGCGCUCCGAGCGGGAACCCAACCCCUUCCUGGGCGCGUCGACCGAGCCGGACACGCUCCUGCGCAGCGCCGUCCCGCCGCCGCCGGCCAGCAAGGAGCAAGGUCGGCUGGCGUCGGCGGGCCGCAGUCUGGCGCCGCUUCACUUCCCCUCCGAGCUUCUUCCCUUCGACGAGGCUCUCCGGGACGUGGGCGCCAUCGGGACGUUGGCGGACGGGGACGCCGUCGCCCGCCACGGCGGGCAGCUCCUGGAGAUCAAGGCGGCCGAGAGGAGAGAACUGGAGAAACAGAUGAAGAUCGAGAACCUGUUCGUGACCUGGCAGCAGCGUUCGGCGCAAUCUAACAUGCCCAUCGCGCUGGCCGAUUUGGAGACCUUGAAGCAGUCGUCCCGUCUGGUGCAUUACUGCGCCACGCCGCUGCUCUUCGACCCGCUCUUCCGCAAGCAGAUCCAGGACGAGCAAGUCGCUCAGCCGCCCGCCAAGAAGCGCCACCGCUCCAACGACUCGACGGCGUCCGGGCAGGGGCCGGGACGCGACCGCAGCCACAGCGGCGACUCGGGCGACUCGGCGCUGUCCGGCCGGCCCAAAGAAGACGCCUGGCUGCUGGACAUAUCCAGUGCUUUCCUGCAGCACUACGUGCAGUACCUGCAAAGCAUGGGCUUCAUCCUGGUGCAAGUGCGACCGCAGUCGCCCGCUCGCAGCAUCGCCCGCGCUAGAGCCGCCAUGUUGAGUUCCAUGUCGUCAGAGGGGAGGAUGUCCUUCUCCUACGUCAAGCAGAAGAGCGAAGACAGCCCCAAGACGGCCGUGUCCGCCACCACCGCUUACCACCUCCAGAGGGCGCUGCCGGGCGGGAUCGUGCUGAUGGAGCUGGCUUUUCAGGGCUGCUACUUUUGCGUCAAGCAGUACGCGCUGGAGUGUUCGCGCAUACCCAUGGGCCAGUCGGUCAACUCGCAGGGCGGCCUCCUCAGCAAAGCUCGAUGUAAGCCCUUCCCGGACGCCGACUGCGCGCUCUCCAUGCUGUUCACCGAGGAGUGCGACAAGGUGCGCGACUUGAUGCACGUGCACUCCUUCAGCUACGACUUCCACCUGCGGGUGGUCCACCAGUACCUGCUGGGAUCUCACAUGACGCUGCGCCAGGGCUACCAACUCACCGAUUUCCUCAGGGACUUUGUCACGCAGCACCCCGACAUCCCCAAGUUUGGACGCAACCACGUCUUCCAAGGGAACUUGUCCAUGUCCACGGGGAUGAUCACGGCCCACCAGCUUUACAACUACAUGACGGACCACGCCGGCGCUUACGGCAUGAAGCCCCUGCGCAUGUCCAAGGCGGCCGCCGCCUACGACGGCAAGAAAACCGCCCCGGACCUUUACGAGUACGCUCUGGUGGCCGUGUGGAACAGCUCGGGUUCUUACAAGGACCUGGAGGGGCUCCACCACCACGACGACUUUGACGUGUCGCUGGUGGUGUGUCACAACGCCGCCCCCUUUGAGGAGCAGUCCGAGGGGGAGAGACACCUGCUCAGGUUACGCUUCUACGUGAUCAUGACGAGCCAGCGCGAGCUUUUCCCCCGACUCACGGCCGACAUGCGCCGCUUCAAGAAGCUUCCCCGGAUCCACCGCCCCGAGAGCCGCGCGUCCCCGCCUACCGACCCCUGGGAGGAAGCGGCCGGUUCCGGCUCGGAAGCCUGCGCGCCCAGCGACGACGAGGAGUUCGAGCUUUCGUCCCGCGGGCCGCUCUACCCGUCCUUCCCGCUGCUCGGCAACGAGGUAGGCGCCGCCCGCCGGCAGAUCGGCGCCGGCGUGGAGGAGGCCAUGGGGCACUGCCGGCGCGACAACCUGUGGAGGAGGCUGUUCCACGGCGAGCACCUGGCACUGGACAAGCUCAAGCUGACCAAGCUGACUUUCGGCGAGCUGGAGGAGCUGCUGCAGGCCGUGCAGAGCCGCUCGGUGGGGGACAUCGACCCCCAGCUGGACUGCUUCCUCAACAUGAGCACCGCCUGGUACCAGAGUCUCAUCAAAGUCCUGCUGGGCCGCUUCCCCCAAAGUUGUCGGCAUUUCGACGAAGGCGGCGUCCAGUACCUGGCCGUUCUGAAUCAAAAGUUCACCGACUGCUUCGUUUUGGUCUUCCUGGACGCCCAAACUGGCAAAACGAGUCUAAAGGUGGUUUUGCGAGAGCCGUUGCCGCCGGAACCGCAAGACGGCGGCAGCCCGCCUCCCCAGCUGGUCUCCAUGUACCACCACUUGGAGUCCGUCAUCAACGUGGCCUGCUUCAACCUCUGGACCGGUCUCUUGUAA